GACCCCACUCUCCCUUAACACGUCUUCACGGUUUUGACGUUUACAUCUAAUAUUUUAGGUCAAUCAUUUUAAAUACCAUAGACUUUUCCUUUUCAAUUAUGUCCGUGAUUUUAUAACGCUCGAACGUUAGCUAGAGUAUUUUUAAUGUUUUAAAUAGAGAGAGAAGCACAGCUGCAAGUUAGUAUUCAUCGGCAAUAUGGCAAGCCCGAGGACGAGACGCGUUUUGCAAGAACUGAAGCCCAAUAAUGAGAACGAUAAAUGCUUCGAGUGUCAAACUCACAAUCCACAAUGGGCUUCUGUCACAUAUGGUAUAUGGAUUUGCCUGGAGUGCUCUGGCAAACAUCGCGGAUUAGGCGUGCAUUUGUCGUUUGUGCGCUCCAUAACCAUGGACAAGUGGAAGGAUGUGGAGUUGGAGAAAAUGAAGCUUGGUGGAAACAGGAAUGCCAGGGUCUUCUUUGAGGCACAGGAUGAUUAUGAUGAUUCUAUGAGCAUCCAGCAGAAAUACAAUACUAAGGCAGCAGCUCUGUACAGAGACAAGGUAUCAUGUUUGGCUCAGGGCAAGCAUUGGGAUGCCAAGAAAUCGCCAGCUCAAAAUUAUUCUGGCAGUAUGCUGGGCUCAGGCAGCAGCUAUGCUUCAUCUAAUUCCAACUCGUAUCAAUCAGACAGUUACCAGAACAAUGGUUAUCAGAGUAAUGGGGGAGUGCAGAACUACAACUCGCCCGAAUUCAAGAACGAGAAAGAGGCGUUCUUCUCCAAGGUCCAAAACGAGAAUGCUAAUCGACGAGAUGAUUUGCCACCUAGUCAGGGCGGGAAAUACAGCGGCUUUGGAUACACAAGGGAACCACCACCAAGGAGCCAAUCUCAGGAAAUAUUCGACAACACGCUCUCCUCUUUAGCUAGCGGAUGGUCGUUCCUUUCUUCUUCCGCGACUAGAAUAGCAAGUAAAGCAUCGGAGAGCGCCUUGAAAUACGGCGGGAUUGCAUCACAAAAGGUAGUUGAUAUGGGGUCGCAUGUUGGGGACAAGGUUAGGGAGGGUAAUUUGUUAGAAGAUGUAGGCUGUCAGGUCUCCACUUUGGCAAACAAGAUGGGCGAUUUGGGUAGGAAAGGCUGGAGCCAAGUGUCCGGAACGAACGCGCCCGGUGGUGAUUUCAACACCGGUGGAUAUGGACAAGUCGGAGGAGACAACUACCAGUCUCCGGGCGAAAAAUCUUAUUUGGUGAGCGGCAACGGAGGCGGUGGCAACAGCUUCAGUCAGCAAGACGAUUGGAGUUACAGCAGUCAGCAAGGGUCUAAGGCUUCCAGCCCGAAGAGCCCCAGUUGGGGCUAUCAGAACGAUAGCCAAAGCUUCCAUUCCGAGCAAUUCGACUCGAAAUCGACGUCACCAACGUCCCCUGGUGAUGGCCAGAAGAAGGCUGCCAAAUCUGGCGCUGCUAAGAAGACGAAAGAUCCCGAAAAGAAGUGGGAUAACAAAUGGGGAGACGACGAACUCUGGGAGAGUCUUAACAAUUAAUUAAUGUAUCCUAGCUUUAAUGUUAUUAUUGCAUGUAUAUACCUACUAUCCAUCAUAUAUUUAACGUUUCCUUCUUCGAUUUCAUUUCUUGAGAUUAUGCCAAAACUACUUAGAAGCGAGAGAAAAAAAAAACAAAACAACACAAAAAUGACAACAUCAUGAGA
Nicrophorus vespilloides is the source of this 1674-nucleotide messenger RNA. RefSeq names its product ADP-ribosylation factor GTPase-activating protein 1 (gene ArfGAP1). The coding region runs from base 197 to 1510 and encodes 437 amino acids. The record is from RefSeq and is a predicted model, not a curated record. Gene Ontology annotation, cellular component: Golgi membrane. Gene Ontology annotation, biological process: regulation of endocytosis; regulation of ARF protein signal transduction. Gene Ontology annotation, molecular function: GTPase activator activity. Lineage: Eukaryota; Metazoa; Arthropoda; Insecta; Coleoptera; Silphidae. The transcript has 6 exons.